CAGGUAAAACUUCGAUCGGAUUAAUACUGUAUUCCAUUCAAAGCGAAAAUCAAGAAAUACAAUCCUUAAUGGCAAAUCCAUUGCGAUUGUAUCUGACAUGCAUAAGAAAUACGCUCGAGGCAGCAAUGUGUCUUCAGAAUUUCCCAUGCCAAGAAGUAGAGAGGCAUAACAAACCAGAGGUUGAAUUAAAGACAAGCCCAGAACUUCUUCUUAAUCCUGUUACGAUUUGUAGAAAUGAGGCUGAAAAGUGCUUGAUUGAAACAUCUAUUAAUUCCCUAAGAAUAAGUCUAAAGGUGAAACAAUCAGAUGAACUUGAAAAUAUACUAACAAAGAAGUUCCUUAGAUUUUUGUCUAUGAGAGCAGAAGCGUUUCAGGUGUUGAGGAGAAAGCCGGUUCAGGGCUACGACAUUAGUUUUCUCAUUACAAAUUAUCAUUGUGAAGACAUGCAGAAGCAGAAGCUUAUUGAUUUCAUAGUGCAAUUCAUGGAGGAUAUUGAUAAGGAGAUCAGUGAACUGAAACUAUCAGUGAAUACGCGAGGGAGGCUUGUCGCUACUGAGUUUCUAAAGCAAUUCAUCUGAUCUUUCGUUUUCGUUGUUUAUUCUCUGUUCUAUUCUUGUGACAACUAGAACAUCUAUUCAUUUUUUUGUUCUCUGCUUGUAGC
This is a messenger RNA of Solanum verrucosum, 661 nucleotides long. RefSeq names its product actin-related protein 2/3 complex subunit 4. Gene Ontology annotation, cellular component: Arp2/3 protein complex; actin cytoskeleton. Gene Ontology annotation, molecular function: actin filament binding. The transcript has 8 exons. Bases 69 to 578 code for a protein of 169 amino acids. Gene Ontology annotation, biological process: Arp2/3 complex-mediated actin nucleation; actin filament polymerization. The record is from RefSeq and is a predicted model, not a curated record. Lineage: Eukaryota; Viridiplantae; Streptophyta; Magnoliopsida; Solanales; Solanaceae.